UGUUAUUAAUUACUUAAUUUAUUACCCAUUAGUUUUAUACAAUUAAUAUUGUCAAUACUUUUAAAAUUUACUGAUAGUUCACUUAUAGAAUUUAGUCAUGAAUUAUUGUAUUAAAUUAUAGUGAAACAAUUUACAUUUUGUUAAUAUUACUUUUAAGAAGUAUCAUGACUGCUACAAAUCUAAAAAACAUCAUCACACAGGGUAAUUAUUUGAUUAUCAAUAAAAAUGAAACGUACUUAAUUCAUCAGGUAUCCAACAAAGCCACAUUGAAACUUGGUCGUGAUGUAAUUGAUCUUAAAGCAUCUAUAGGACAACCAUAUUCGUCCACCUUUAAACUGGAGCCAAUACCGGAGAAAAAGAGACAUUAUACAUUAGUAAUUUGUAAUGACAAUCAGGCACGAAAUCAAUGGGCAACAAAUGGUUGUGGUACUGAUAACAAACUAAUAACUGAUGAUAGUUCUUCCCAAUUGCUUAGUACGGAUGAAAUAAUAGCUCUUAAAGAAAGCGGAGAAACUGGUCAAAAUAUUGUUGAACGUCUGUUGGAGAAUAGCAAAACGUUUCAGCUGAAAACUGAGUAUGCUCAGGAAAAGUAUUUGAAAAAAAAAGCAAGGAAGUACUGUGACUUUUUGACAAUAUUUAAGCCUACAAUAAGACUUGUUACUGAUGUAUUAUAUAAGCAACAAACCAUUCCUAAGACUAUACCUAUAAGGUUUGAUACAUUAGCUCAGAUAUUAUGUCGUGUUAAUUUGGAUCCUGGCGGCAAGUAUUUACUUUAUGAGAAUGGAAGUCAAGGAUUAUUACAAGCAUCACUCCUUAACCAACUGCAUGAUGAUGGAUGCUUAAUACAUAUAUUCUCUUCAACAGCUGAACAAAAUGCAUUGAGAGCAGUGAAAGCUAUGAAUUUUUCUGAAUCUAAAAUGAAACAAAUGUUAACCGUAAGUUUGUAUGAAAUAUUAAAUAAAAGAAAUGAACUUGAUAUUAAGGAAGAAAAAGAUGAAGAUGAUGUACCUAUCUGUUCAGAAGAUAAAAAAAGAAAAAGUGAUGAAGCAUAUAUACAAGUUAAGAAAAAACAUAGGUCAAUAACUAGUAUGGAUGGUUUAAAUUUCUUAAAGUCUAACAAAUUUGAUGGCCUAAUUGUUGUAUGCAGAGAGGAACCCACUGAAAUUGUUAAAACAUUUUUACCAUAUUUAUCUUUGUCAAGACCUUUUGUUGUUUAUUCAGCAUACAGAGAAAUAUUAGUUUCCUUAUAUGCUGAAUUUAAGACGAGAAGAGAUGUAGUUUUCCUUCGAUUGACUGAUAGUUUUAUGAGAUAUCAUCAAGUACUUCCAAGUAGAACGCAUCCUGACGUGACAAUGGACAAUGGCGGUGGAUAUUUGUUUUCUGGAUUAUUUGUUGAAGGAACUAAGUAACAUUAUAACUGUGAAUCAUUUUUCAUUCAUUAAAUAUUAUUUUUCCAAUAAAAA
Sipha flava (yellow sugarcane aphid) is the source of this 1463-nucleotide messenger RNA. RefSeq names its product tRNA (adenine(58)-N(1))-methyltransferase non-catalytic subunit TRM6 (gene Trmt6). The record is from RefSeq and is a predicted model, not a curated record. Gene Ontology annotation, cellular component: tRNA (m1A) methyltransferase complex; nucleus. The coding region runs from base 165 to 1409 and encodes 414 amino acids. Lineage: Eukaryota; Metazoa; Arthropoda; Insecta; Hemiptera; Aphididae. The transcript has a single exon. Gene Ontology annotation, biological process: tRNA methylation.